Lentinula edodes (shiitake mushroom) is the source of this 1720-nucleotide messenger RNA. Its product is annotated as putative acyltransferase. The record is from RefSeq and is a predicted model, not a curated record. Bases 289 to 1485 code for a protein of 398 amino acids. Gene Ontology annotation, biological process: siderophore biosynthetic process. NCBI's taxonomy places the organism in Eukaryota, Fungi, Basidiomycota, Agaricomycetes, Agaricales, Omphalotaceae. The transcript has 4 exons.
UUUUUGAACUCCGAUGAUUCGGAUACAUGCCAUCAGGCUCUCUACCAAAUCAUACCAGCCCGGUUCAUCCAACAACCCGCUUUUAUUUUUGCAGUUCCUCGUAUCGGCACCUUCGCAGUUGCCAAUGAACUUGAUACGACAGUUCCGCAUGCUUCAGUCAAGAUGACUUAGUUAUUCCUGCGAAAAUCAUUUUCAAAGUCUGCAGUCCCUCCGAAUCGAAACAUAUCUGACCUCCAGAUCUUUUCUUGAUUCGUCCACUUCCUUCCCUUCCACAUUAUCACCACCACCAUGACUACUAGAACUUCUGGCUAUGUGCGCGAAGAAUUUGUCACUCCGCCUGACCAUACUUUCACUCUUCCAGACGGAAUGCACGUCCGCUCCACAGAUAUGGAAGGCCUUAUUCAGAUUUAUCUACGCAACCUUUCUACGCCUUUUGCUUCCCUCGAGAUUCAUUCGCGCUCUUUGCAAACCAGUCCCCAUGGAAUUGUGAAUGCUGAUCGCGUUGAACAUAGUCCCGCCUUCUUACUCAAGGCUGUCACUACCUCCCCAGUGAGCUUGAGUGAUGUUUGGGCCAUCCUAUAUGCUUUAUGGAUGCGUCGUUCGGACAAGGAAGUCAUCCCGCUUGUCCUCGCUUCCGACCAUCUUACGAACGUUGAUGAGACCUUAGCCUACGUCACGUCUACAGGGCUUGCAUUUUGCCCUCCCGAUGCUGAAACACGAUAUGAGCUUCUUCUUAUACGUGCUUCAUUCUGGCAAGGUGCUGGGGCACCCGUUGACAAACACUGGCUGCGCACAAUGAUCCCACGUCCCUCUGUCUCCGCAACACCGUUUCCAUUUGUACAGUCCUUCACGCGCGGAGAGCAUGUUUUGACUACCCAUCCCCUUCGACCUCCGAAACCUAUUCCUGGUUCCAUCAUUUACUCGCGCUUUAUUUUCACAGUUAAUGAACAUCUCAAAUUCACCCACAUCGACGCUAACAACCCCAAACAUUUCGAAGCUUAUUCUCGAUGGCAAAACUCUGACCGUGUCAAUAUUGGCUGGAGAGAACGCGGCUCUGACGAAAAACACAGAAAGUACCUGAAUGACCGUUUGGCUGACCCUCACAUCAUGGGAUUUGUAGUAGAAUGGAAUGGUGAGCUUGCCGGCUACGGUGAAAUGUCCUGGGUGAAAGAAGACCCAAUGGGAACCUACGUAGGAGGUCUCGGAGACUAUGACCAGGGUACUCAUCUUUUAAUCGGCGAAGAAAAAUUUCGAGGUCGACAGCGGUUCACAGCUGUAAUGACCUCCAUGAAACACGCGUGCUUCCUGCGAGAUCCCCGUACGAAGGUCGUUGUUGGAGAACCACGAGCCGACCUCCCGAUCGUACCGCGACUGAUUGCAUACCUUCCUCAAGAAUUAAAUAGGGAAUUUGAAUUGCCCCACAAACGCGCUGUUUAUUUUGUAUUGAGGAGAGAGCGUUUUUUCCAAGCCGCGAUGCUGGAUUGAACCAAUGAUUUUUGUCGGAAUAGGAUACUAGAUCAUUGGAUAGAUUACAGUAAUGUGAAUUUUUUUGGAGUAGUCCCGUGUGUCAACCAACAGUUGUAAUUAAUAUUGAGGCCUAAAGGAAACUGUCCUCUGUAGGGAGAAACAAUGAAUUCAGGAUACAAAUUGGCGGGAAUGAGAAUCAAAAUUCCAAAUACGUGUUGUUAGUCUGCACCUGCGCAGUGACACUACCGAGUUC